AUGGCAUCUGUAGUUGGCAAGGUCUUCUCUGGCAUGAGCCAGGUUGCCGUCGUGUGCGGGCUCGCUGGCGCCGUCUACUACCGCCGCGAGUACGGCAGCAUGGCCACCGACGACGCCAGCACCGCGCACUCGCUCAUCACCUUCUCCAAGGACGACCGCCGCGAUAUUUACGACGUCGCCAUCGUCGGUGGCGGCAUCGUUGGCGUCGCCACGGCACGCGAGAUACGGCAAAAGUACCCCAGAAAGCGCGUCAUCCUCAUCGAGCGCGAGGCCGAUGUGGCGCAGCACCAGUCCGGCCACAACAGCGGCUGCCUCCACGCCGGCAUGUUCUACCCACCCGGCUCCGCCAUGGCGCGCUUGUGCCCCCGCGGCCACAGUCUGAUCAUCGACUACUGCAAGAAGAACAAGCUUCCCUAUGAGCUGUGCGGCAAGAUUAUCGUCGCCAUGGAGGACAGCCAGCGCCCAACCGUGCAGCGCAUGUACGACUGGGGUGUUGCGAACGGCGUCAAGGGGCUCGAGAUCCUUGAAGGCGAGGAAGCCAUCAAAAAGAAGGAGCCACUGGUGACCGGUGUCUCUGCAUUGUGGUCCCCAGUUUCGGGCAUCAUUGACUUUUCGGAAGUCACACGCUGCAUGCUUCGGGAGAUGACGGCCCACGCCAAGAACAACUUCGCCACGCAGUUCCAAUUCGAUGCUCAGGACUUCGUGGGCGUGUCGGUAACCAAAUCGAAGGGUGCAGGCGCGGAGGAGAUGGUACUCAUCCGCGGCCGCGAGAAGAACCACCUGGGGCCGGAGAAGACCAUUUUGGCAAAGAACAUCAUCACUUGUUGCGGCCUCGACAGCGACGUGGUGGCGAAGCACUCUGGUGGCAUUGUGGAGUGGCUGGGCAAGCGUGUGGUGCAGACAUAUGGCUUUCGCGGGCGGUACUACCAGCUGACGCCGGAGCGCCGCAACAUGGUGCACAUGCACGUGUACCCGUGUCCCGAUAACCGCAAAGGCUUGAGCGUCGGUGUGCAUUUCACGCCGACCGUGGAUGUACGCCGUGGACGCCAGGUGAUCGUUGGGCCAGGCUCUGCGCUGGCGCUGGAUCGCUACGGCUACACCCCUUACGCGAUCGACCUUGAGUACUGCUUCAACUGCGCCUUUAGCAAGGGCGGCUGGGUGAGUCUCGUCUCCAAUUUCGAUGUCCUCUUCCAGACGUACUACAUGGACAUCAGCAAGCGGCAGUUCCUUCGCGAGGCACAGAAGCUGAUUCCCUCCAUCGAGGCGAAGGACAUUGUGGACAGCUACUGCGGCGUCAUGGCCGUCGGCGUGGCGGAGGACGGCACUCUCAGCAUGGAUCUCGCGAUGGAGUUUGCACGACCGCGUGUGACGGUGCCGGCGACGAUGGACAAGAAGAUGAUGCUAGAGGCGGUCAAAGAUGCGCCGCGCUCUGGCACGACCCUUGAAACAUCUAGCAUCUCAAAGCCGCUCAUCCUGAACGUUCGCAACGCGCCGAGUCCGGCAGCCACCGCGUCCAUGGCAAUUGCGGAAGACAUUGUGAAGGCCGCGAGCUCGCGAUUCCAAUGGUAG
Leishmania mexicana MHOM/GT/2001/U1103 is the source of this 1569-nucleotide messenger RNA. RefSeq lists its product as hypothetical. Gene Ontology annotation, molecular function: (S)-2-hydroxyglutarate dehydrogenase activity; (S)-2-hydroxy-acid oxidase activity. The record is from RefSeq and is a predicted model, not a curated record. The transcript has a single exon. Bases 1 to 1569 code for a protein of 522 amino acids. Lineage: Eukaryota; Euglenozoa; Kinetoplastea; Trypanosomatida; Trypanosomatidae.